UUUACAACAUAAAAAAUCAAAUCUUUGGAGUGAAGGGAUCAUCGAUCUUAUUAAUUUCUCGCGCUCUUUGAGAUCGCGUCUUCAGUUGAUUCUCAAAGCUUAAUUGAGCCAGAUCUCUCUCAUCACCUACCAGUUCUCUCGCCCUCGGAUUCAUGGAGUCUUCUCCUUCUGUGAAGAACAUUCUCCUUUUGGAUUCUGAAGGAAAACGUGUGGCAGUCAAAUAUUUUUCAGAUGACUGGCCUACUCACAGCACAAAGUUAGCUUUUGAGAGGUCUGUAUUCAUUAAAACUCUGAAGACCAAUGCUCGGUCAGAAGCCGAAAUUGCAAUGUUCGAUGGAUACAUUGUCGUCUACAAAUUUGUCCAGGACCUGCACUUUUUUGUCACUGCAGGUGAUGAUGAAAAUGAACUCAUCUUAGCAACAGUUCUUCAGGGCUUCUAUGAUGCUGUCGUCAAUCUUCUCAGGACCGAUGUAGAGAAAAGGACUGCUCUCGAGAACUUGGACCUGAUUCUUCUUUGCAUCGAUGAAAUUGUUGAUGGAGGGAUCAUCUUGGAAACAGAUGGGAGCGCUAUUGCUGGAAAGGUCGCAACCAAUACUGCUGAUAGUUCUGUUGCAUUCUCCGAGCAAAACAUUUCUCAAGCAUUGGCUACAGCAAGGGAUCACUUUGCUAGAUCCUUCCUGCAAUGAUUUUGUGAUGACAUCCUGGCUUUGGCUUCAAUAAUACCCUUCUUCCCCUUUUUAUCAUUCUUUUUGAGUUUUGACUAAGAAUUUUUUAUGCUUUAUUUUAUGGUUUCAUGUAUUUAAGCCAUUGUGCUUGGCUUAAGUCAGUAAAAGUGAUAGCUGGUAAUUUAGACACAAAGUGGUUUGAGUGAAUCUCUUCUAGAAUAGGAUUUUUCUAAGGUCUGUUAUUAAAUGGAGAUAUUCUGGAUGAUUUGGUAAUGAAAUUGCAGUCAUUUUACUUGUUCC
Molecule: messenger RNA, 965 nt
Organism: Asparagus officinalis (garden asparagus)
Lineage: Eukaryota; Viridiplantae; Streptophyta; Magnoliopsida; Asparagales; Asparagaceae
Product: coatomer subunit zeta-2-like
Exons: 7
Coding region: 153-686 (177 amino acids)
Biological process (GO): retrograde vesicle-mediated transport, Golgi to endoplasmic reticulum; intra-Golgi vesicle-mediated transport; intracellular protein transport
Cellular component (GO): COPI vesicle coat
Source: RefSeq, a predicted model, not a curated record